GCCGCGCGCCGCGCCGCACCGGGCCGAGGGCCCGCCGGGCCACGGCGCGCCGCGGCGGCCGAGCGACCCCGACACCAUGGGGAGCCACAUGCGGUCGCUGCAGGGCGAGGACCCGCAGCGCAUGCUGGUGGCCCGGCGGUGCCACACCCUGGGCUUCGACUCCGCGGAGAUCCUGACCUCGCACUUCUCUCAGUUCGGGAGGGUCAGCAAGGUGCUGGUCGCGCAUUCGAAGGUGAGGCCGCGGCGUGACUGCGUGCACAGCGCCAGGACUCGUCCCGGGAGCAUCGCGUUCGUCCUCAUGGCAGACGCUGCCGCCAUCGAAGGCAUCUGGCAGAGCGGCGGGGUGCAGAUGGUGGCGGGGCGCUGGAUCAGCAUCGAGCCGUUCUCGGCAUUACAGCCGCCUUCGAGUGGCUCGCCCUCUCCAGGGUCCACGCGGGCCCGCGACCUGGUCGAGUCCGUGUGCAGCUUUGGCUCGCACCUCUCCGCCAGAUCGACGCGCUGCAGCACUGACACGAUCGCCCCCUGCGGUAGUACAGAUCAGGAAGAGCCAGAAGAGCCAGUCAGGCCUAACCUGUAGAUAAACUGACGCAGCACGGGCUGCGAGUCUAGUGCGAGUCCAGUCUGGUCAGCCUAGUCCAGCUGUUCGCCCAGCACGAGCUAGCUAGGUUCAAGCUUGCCGAAACGUACUGCAGUGCCCUUUUGGGCGAGUUCCAGCCGUGCAGCGUUCUGGCUAUCGUACCUCUCUAGCGUUGCUCGCUUGCUCUGGCGAGGUGUAAAGGUGACCUAGGCGAGGUCCAGUUUUGGGCCCCAAGGGUUGCCUGGGAGGUCGUCCAGGCCAUUUGCAAGUUACCAAAGCAAGUUCUAAAUACCGUCGGUCCCUUCUGUCCACGCGCAGCAGUCAGCUGCGCAGUCGUUGUCCUUCCGAGGAGACUCAUGUCUCUUGAUGGGGCAGCGCAGACGUCGGACCCGGUUUCAUUUACAUUUCAGCUUACCCACCUCGUUCCAGCGCUGCUGCGCAGCAGUCAGCUGCGCGGUCGUUGCCCUUCCGAUGAGGCUCAAGUCUCCGGACGGGGCCAGCGCGGACCAUGGACCAGGCUCCAAGUGCGUUACAGCUUUUCCAGCUCGUUCCAGCGCUGUUGAUUCGCUCUAAAUAGCGAGGUACAAACGCAACCCAGACUAAUUCCCCCGAUUUCGGUCCCAAGGGUUGUCUGGGAGGUCAUGCAGGCCACUUGUAAGAAAUCAUUCGACGAAGUUUUCCUUUCUGUCCACAAGCGCAGCAGUCAGCCGCGCGGUCGCUGUCCCUCCAAGGAGGCUCGGGUCUCUGGAUGGGGGCAGCGCGGACUAUGGACGGGUUUGUUGCAUUAUUUCUUUCUCCGAUGUGCUCGUGCAUCGGUGGCCUCAGUUGUACACUAACUUUUUUUUUGCUUCAUCACGCACCCGUGUGAUCUGGUCGACAGUAGCGGUUUUCGCGUCUUGGGCGUGGGCGCAUCUCAUGUGCGCGCGUCUCUCUUCUGUGACUCUGGCUGUCUCUGGCGACCCCACUGACUGUUUUUCUGCCUCUUUGUGCAAUGUUGCUGAAUUGAUACGCGCAUGCUCGACAAGUUUGUGCGAGGCGACAGCUGAUGGCAGAUGCACGCUGGGAGAAAAGUUGUUGACACUUCGCGUGCUGCCACCUGCCCAUCC
Molecule: messenger RNA, 1683 nt
Organism: Prorocentrum cordatum
Lineage: Eukaryota; Dinophyceae; Prorocentrales; Prorocentraceae
Source: the annotation of a GenBank genome assembly